GAUUCAGUGAUUUGUGCUUCUUCGCUGUAUGACUACCUAUAUAUCUCCUUCCGAACUAAUUACCUUUAAGUUUGUAAGCAACUUUUCCAAUCCAAGUCCCCUGUACCGCCCCCGGUGGGCGUCGCCAGCCACAUUCGUCCUCCCCCAAUUGCUUGGCUGUGCCCAAAAGCGAAGACGCGGCUUAUUUAAGGAGAGGAGUCUCCCGGACCCGAGUAUUGGAGUUUGCAUCGCCUACUCUAUGUAACCUCCCCCAACCGUGCCAACCGGUUUAUUGAAUAUGCCAGAAGGGCCUAGUAGCUCAUCCAUCAAGCUUGCCAUCAUUGGCGGAGGACUCGCGGGAGUGACCUUAGCCAAUGCACUUGCUCAACACGACCACAUCAAAGUCCAUGUUUACGAGUCCGCACCCCAGUUCUCCGCGCGCGGUGCAGCGGUAGGGCUGGCUGUCAAUGCGCAGAAUGCCUUGCACCACAUUCUUCCCCAGGCAGGCGAGUUGCUGGAGAAUGCCGGAGGGGUCCCUAUGAAUUCAACGCGAGUAAUGGUUGGCGCAGGCGAAUACAUGAAUCAACUCGCCCGGGACCACACAGGCACCAAACAAGGUCUCGUGUUUCACCGCGCCUCGCUUCUCAGAGAGCUCCUCCGUCCCCUCCCCGAGGAAUGCCUCCACGCCAACAAAAAGCUCGCCAGCAUAUCUGAGAAGGAUGGAAAAUUGGAAGUAAGAUUCACUGACGAGACUAGCAUGACCUGUGAUGCAGUCGUGGGCGCCGACGGCAUAUUCAGCGCUGUGCGUGAUCACGUCGUCCGCGAAUUGCAAGAUAGCCAGAAUGAUUGGAGGGCGUCAGCGGCAGGAUUCUGGGAUUGCAGGAAUCUAGUUCCGUUCGAGAGGGCCAAGGCAACCUUGGGGGAAGAAUAUUUCGAGAUGCACCGUCAGUACGUAUGGGUCAACGACGGCGCAGUCACGGCACAUGACGUCUGUGAGAAUGGGAAUACGGUGCAAUGCGUCAUCUGUGCUGUGGAGAGUGAUCCUCCGCAAGAUCGAUCGCGGCCCUUGACAAGAGAGCUUCUAGAAACGACAUUAGAAAGUUCCCUGAAUCGAGCGCAUACCCAGGGGAUGAUUGAGCUGCUCCUCGACCAGCCUUCUCCGAAAGCCUACUCGGAGUGGGAGCAUAAAGCAACUCCCACGUAUGCCUCUGGUCGGGUUUGCAUCGUCGGUGACGCAGCGCACUCGACUACACCCUGGCAGGGCUCCGGUGCCGGGCUGGCCAUAGAAGACGCCAUGGUGCUUGCCGCGCUCCUGGCCCACGUCCGGUCAGCGAACGAGGUUGAGGCAGCUUUCCGAGCAUUCAGCGACGUGCGGCUACCACGAUGUCAGAAAGUCAUCGACUCCAGUCGGGAGACGGGUACCAUUUUCUGCGGCAGGUAUCCGGCGGCCGGGCUUGAUCCGGAAAGGCUGAAUGAGGCGCUGACGGCGAGAUGGCAGCAUAUCCAUGACCUGGAUCAUGACGGGCAUAUAUCCGAAGCUCUGGUAAAGUUUGAAGUUUACAGGAAAACCACAUGAACACCACGAAGGCCCGUUGGGAAGGGAGAUGUCACGUAAAGUCUAGGUAUAACAUACUUACCUAGGUAGUCAACAAUCCAAGGUGACCAUGGGUUCCUGUAUUACAUCUUCGUCAUCUUCCAGCUCUCCCUGCCAAC
Messenger RNA from Xylaria bambusicola, 1692 nucleotides. Its product is annotated as salicylate hydroxylase. The record is from RefSeq and is a predicted model, not a curated record. Gene Ontology annotation, biological process: secondary metabolite biosynthetic process. The coding region runs from base 278 to 1555 and encodes 425 amino acids. Lineage: Eukaryota; Fungi; Ascomycota; Sordariomycetes; Xylariales; Xylariaceae. Gene Ontology annotation, molecular function: FAD binding. The transcript has 3 exons.